Messenger RNA from Hippocampus zosterae (dwarf seahorse), 3799 nucleotides. RefSeq names its product phosphatidylinositol 4,5-bisphosphate 3-kinase catalytic subunit alpha isoform-like. Gene Ontology annotation, molecular function: 1-phosphatidylinositol-4-phosphate 3-kinase activity; 1-phosphatidylinositol-3-kinase activity. Lineage: Eukaryota; Metazoa; Chordata; Actinopteri; Syngnathiformes; Syngnathidae. The transcript has 26 exons. Gene Ontology annotation, biological process: cell migration; phosphatidylinositol-3-phosphate biosynthetic process; phosphatidylinositol-mediated signaling. The coding region runs from base 25 to 3309 and encodes 1094 amino acids. Gene Ontology annotation, cellular component: phosphatidylinositol 3-kinase complex, class IB; cytoplasm; plasma membrane. The record is from RefSeq and is a predicted model, not a curated record.
UGUUCCGGAGGUGAGGCAGCUGCCAUGGCACCCCGACCGUCGUCGGGGGAAUUAUGGGGUCUCCACCUGAUGCCCCCGCGCAUCCUGGUGGACUGUUGCCUUCCCAACGGGAUGAUGGUGAGCCUGGAGUGUCUUCGAGAAACUCCUCUCAUCAGCAUCAAACAGCAGCUCUUCACAGAGGCCAGGAAGUAUCCCCUCUACCACCUUCUCCAGGAGGAGUCCAGCUACAUCUUUGUGGGCGUGACCCAGGAAGCAGAAAGGGAAGAAUUUUACGAUGAGACAAGGCGGCUGUGCGACCUCCGCUUGUUUCACCCCAUCCUGAAAGUGAUUGAGCCGCUGGGAAAUCGUGAGGAGAAGAUUCUGAACCGAGAGAUCGGAUUCGCCAUCGGGAUGCCAGUCUGCGAGUUUGAGAUGAUGAAGGACCCGGAGGUUCAAGACUUCCGUCGAGCCAUAUUGGGCGUGUGCAGGGAGGCCAUGGAGGAGCGGGAGGGGGGCGGUGCCCACAGCCAAGCGCUCUAUGUUUAUCCUCCAAAUGUCGAGUCCAGCCCCCAACUCCCACAGCACAUCUACAGCAAGCUGGACAAAGGCAGACUGAUUGUAACCAUUUGGGUGAUCGUAUCGCCGACAAACUCCAAACAGAAAUAUACGCUAAAGGUGAGCCACGAUAGCCUUCCCGAGCAGCUGAUAGCAGAGUCCAUCAGGAAGAAGAGCAGGUCCAUGCACCUUUCCCCUCAGCAGCUCCGCCUCUGCGUACAAGAGUACCAGGGCCAGUACAUCCUCAAGGUGUGUGGCUGUGACGAGUACCUGUUGGAAAAGUAUCCACUCAGUCAGUACAAGUACAUCCGCUCCUGUAUCAUCGUAGGUCGUCUUCCUCACCUCAUGCUGGUCUCCAAGGACAGUCUUUACUGUCAACUUCCCGCCUCCAGCUUCGUCACUCCUUCCUACAGUCGCCGGACCCCGCAGCCAUCUCCCUGUCCCGGAGGGACCGACGGCUCUCCCCCACGCUCGCUGUGGGCCUUCAACAGCCGGCUGAGGGUCCGACUGCUCUGCGCCACCUACGUCAAUGUCAACAUCCGAGAUAUUGACAAGAUCUACGUAAGAACGGGGAUUUAUCAUGGAGGAGAGCCGCUGUGUGACAAUGUCAACACGCAAAGAGUCCCAUGCUCGAACCCAAGAUGGAACGAAUGGCUGACCUACGAUAUCUACCUGGCCGACCUGCCCCGCUCAGCCCGACUCUGCCUGUCUAUCUGCUCUGUGAAGGGAAGGAAAGGAGCUAAGGAGGAACACUGUCCACUGGCUUGGGGAAAUGUGAAUCUCUUCGACUAUAAGGACAUUCUGGUUUCGGGGAAAGUGGCGUUAAGUUUGUGGCCCGUGCCUCACGGCCUUGAAGACUUGUUGAACCCUAUUGGGGUGGCCGGUUCCAAUCCUAACAAGGAAUCUCCCUGUGUCGAACUCGAGUUCUCCUGGUUCAACCAGCCGGUUGUUUUUCCAGACGAGCAGCAAAUUGAAGAACAUGCCAACUGGACCAUCAGCAGGGAGCUGGGUUUCAACUACACGCAUGGCCUGAACAGUCGCCUGGCGUGUGACAGCAGUGUUUCAGCAGCAGAUGCUGAGCAGCUUCGGUGCCUUUGCUCCAAAGAUCCCCUCUAUGAACUCUCGGAACAAGAGAAGGACUUCCUGUGGAGACACAGACAUUACUGUGUCAAUAUUCCAGAGUCUCUUCCCAAGCUCCUUCUUUCUGUCAAAUGGAAUUCCAGAGAUGAAGUAUCUCAGAUGUACUGCCUUUUGAAGGAGUGGCCUCUGAUGGAGUCCGAGUCAGCUCUGGAGUUACUGGACUGCAACUUUCCUGACCCGAUGGUGAGAGAGUUUGCGCUGCGCUGCCUGGUCCAGAGUCUGACGGACGACAAGCUUUCCCAGUACCUACUGCAGCUCGUACAGGUGUUGAAGUAUGAGAUGUACCUGGACAACCCGCUGGCCCGUUUCCUGAUCAAGAAAGCCUUGACUAAUCAGAGGAUUGGACACUUCUUCUUCUGGCAUCUCAAGUCAGAGAUGCACAAUAAGACGGUGUCGCGUCGCUUUGGCUUGCUGCUGGAAGCCUUCUGCAGAGCAUGUGGCAUGUACCUCAAACACUUGAACCGACAGGUGGAGGCCAUGGAUAAACUGGUGAACCUCACGGAUACGCUGAAACAGGAAAAGAAAGACGAAACGCAGAAAACUCAGAUGAAGUUCCUGGUGGAGCACAUGUCCCGUCCAGAUUACAUGGAAGCUCUGCAGGGAUUUGUCUCUCCUUUGAACCCCGUGCACCAGCUGGGACACCUCAGGCUGGAGGAGUGCAGGAUAAUGUCGUCGGCAAAGCGUCCGCUGUGGCUGAACUGGGAGAACCCCGACAUCAUGUCGGAGCUGCUUUUCACCAACAACGAGAUCAUCUUCAAGAACGGCGAUGGUAGAAAGUGUUGCACGGGAUGGCGGGUCAUGUGGCUCCCUUGUAACCAACUCGUGUUUGAGUGUUUUCCAGAUCUACGGCAGGACAUGCUGACGCUACAGAUCAUCAAGAUUAUGGAGAAUAUCUGGCAGAACCAAGGCCUGGACCUGCGCAUGCUUCCCUAUGGAUGCCUGUCCAUCGGCGACUGUGUUGGUCUCAUCGAGGUGGUCAAGAGCAGUUUCACCAUCAUGCAGAUUCAGUGCAAAGGAGGCCUGAAGGGGGCGCUGCAGUUUAACUCCAACACUUUACAUCACUGGAUUAAAGACAAGAACCGUGGAGAGGCGUAUGACCGUGCCAUCGACUUGUUUACCAGGUCGUGCGCCGGCUACUGUGUGGCCACGUUCAUUCUGGGAAUUGGCGACCGCCAUAAUUCCAACAUCAUGGUGAAAGAGAACGGACAGCUCUUCCACAUCGACUUCGGUCACUUCCUGGACCACAAGAAAAAGAAGUUCGGUUACAAGCGGGAGCGGGUCCCCUUUGUGCUCACGCAGGACUUCCUGAUCGUCAUCAGCAAAGGAGUCCAGGAGUCAACCAAGACAAAAGAGUUUGACAGGUUCCAGGAGAUGUGCUAUAAGGCCUACCUGGCCAUUCGCCAGCACGCCAGCCUCUUCAUCAACUUGUUCUCUCUGCUGCUCGGAUGCGGAAUGCCUGAAUUGCAGAGCUUCGACGACAUUGCCUACCUGCGGAAAACCCUGGCACUGGAGAAAAGCCAGCAGGAGGCGUUGGAGUACUUCAGCAAACAGAUGAAUGACGCCCAUCAUGGAGGCUGGAGCACCAAGAUGGACUGGAUCUUCCACACUAUCCGACACAUGCCCAAUGAGCACUAGCUAACAAACGCACACGCACUACAACGUUGUAACAGCAACGCCAAUCUCAGGGUUGCGGGUCCGAGAAUGCCAAAGGCGUCGUCCCCUUCUUUCGGUGCUAAUGUUAAGCCAGUGAGCUGCUGUUGUAGCAUGCAUUUGAAACAAACUUUAUUGACCAGCUGCUGUGAAGACAAAAAAAAAAAAAAGCAAUAAAAACUUUGAGACAAUCAGCCCGAGCCAAUUUAGGGGAUUGGGGGGGGGGGGGGCUUUAUUAGCAGGGGACAGAGUAGAAAAACCUUUGAAAUUUGGGGUUAAACCUACAGCAUGAAUUCUCGCAUUAACAGCAGCAUAACUGGUGAAUGAUGAAGAAUGAUUGGUUGUUGAUGCAAUCACUGUUUAUUGAUCGAGUCCACUGCGUGUAUAGUGAUGUUUGCACUGUGUGACAGUACUUUGCUAAAACGAGGUGUGACUUUUGCGAAAGAAAUCAAUGAAAUAAAUGAUUUCAAGAAGA